This is a messenger RNA of Beauveria bassiana ARSEF 2860, 1512 nucleotides long. RefSeq names its product sugar transporter. Lineage: Eukaryota; Fungi; Ascomycota; Sordariomycetes; Hypocreales; Cordycipitaceae. The transcript is spliced from 6 exons. Gene Ontology annotation, biological process: transmembrane transport. Bases 1 to 1512 code for a protein of 503 amino acids. The record is from RefSeq and is a predicted model, not a curated record. Gene Ontology annotation, molecular function: transmembrane transporter activity.
AUGUCUUCGUCGAAUGUGGAGCAGCAGAAUGAUACUGUGGAAGCAGCGACGACAUCACAAUGGUUACCAGGCAAAGAAAAGGAGCAGAACCCACAGCUUCACAACUUUGCUCUCGUUGAUAGAAGUAUUCAGCAGAUCGGACUUGGCAGAUACCAAUGGCGCAUGUUCUUGACUUGUGGCUUUGGCUUCUUCCUGGAUAGUAUGCUUCCUGCCUCUGUUGGAAUAGUGUUACCACAAAUCGUGAAGCAGUGGUCUGUAAAAUAUCCUAGCAUGAUCUUGCUACCAGGUGGCGUUGGCGCUUUGGUAGGAGCUCUUCUUUGUGGAAUGUUUGCGGACUUUGUUGGCCGUAUUGUCAUCUGGCGGUGUUCUCUCCUACUUGUCGCCGUCUUCACGCUCACAGCUGCGGCGUCGCCCAAUUUUACAGUGCUCUCCGUCUUUCUGGGCCUUCAGACACUGGCCGCUGGUGGGAACUUUGCUGUUGACCUCGCAGUUUUUGCUGAAAUGCUGCCAAAAGGCAAAGGUUACAUGAUCACGGCAAUCACUUCCUGGUCGAGCGUUGGAGUUGCUUUGGGGGGUUAUCUAGCCUGGCCGCUCAUUACCUUUUACUCUUGCCCACAAUAUUCUACUCCGCAAACAUGCAGGAACAGCGACAACAUGGGCUGGCGCUACCAAUAUGUCUUGAUUGGAGGGCUAUCGCUGAUAGCAGCGCUGAUCAGAAUUUUCGUCAUGAAAAUGGAAGAGUCCCCCAAGUGGUUGGUGGCUAUGGGGAGAUUCGACGAUGCUGUGGUCAUUUUAAAAAAAAUGGCCACGGUCAAUCGUACAUUGGUUGAUAUUUCGCCUCAGGACUUUCAGCCAAUCACGGUCAUCACAACCGCAGAGAGCCACAACGUCAGCCAUUUGGCCUUGAUCAAGAGAUUGUUUGCAAAUAGAAAGCUUGCUUAUUCGACGUCUGGCAUUCUUCUACUUUGGAUGUGCAAGGGCAUUGCUACACCCUUGUACGGCAUCUAUCUUCCCAUCUACCUUCAGAACAACGGCGCCAAGCUAGGAAACGGGAGCACAUUUCAGACAUACCGAGACUAUGCUAUAUCAAACACUGUGGCUAUACUCGCACCCAUUUUUGCGACAGCAAUCAUCGAUCUCCCCGUUAUAGGAAGAAGGCGGGGUGUAGCAAUUACAGCGGCCUGCGCUGCGGCCUUCUGCGGCGGCUUUACCUCUGUCCGAACAGCGGGCGCCAAUAUAGCCUUCUCUAGCAUGGUUAGCUUCUGGCAAACUGCAUGCUACGCAAUGGUGUUCUCUUAUACACCUGAAGUGAUGCCUACUGCUUCGAGAGCCACUGGCUGUGGGCUAGCCUUUGCCUGUGGCAGGUUAGCGUUCUUGGCUGCACCCUUCAUUGCAACAUUCGGUGAUUUGAAGACUUCUGUCCCGCUCUGGGUCGUUUUUGGUCUCCUGGGCUUGAUUGCGGUUACUGCGCUGUCCCUUCCCUAUGAGCCGAAGGACUUUCCCGAGGAUUAA